Molecule: messenger RNA, 1171 nt
Organism: Gossypium raimondii (Peruvian cotton)
Lineage: Eukaryota; Viridiplantae; Streptophyta; Magnoliopsida; Malvales; Malvaceae
Product: UPF0603 protein At1g54780, chloroplastic
Exons: 3
Coding region: 139-1026 (295 amino acids)
Source: RefSeq, a predicted model, not a curated record
CCACACAACCAUUCUAAACUAAAACACAACCAGAAACACAUUGAAACUGUAAUGAAAAUAAAAAUCUUUCCUUUCUCUCUUAAAUUCUUUGAAAAAAAUUCCAUCUCUCUGCUAUCCCCGAUCUGGUGAACAAUUAUAAUGGAAACAAUUCUUUCUUCUCACUCCCUUCAUCCAAUCUUGAAUCCCAAAGCAUCCAUUUCCAAGAACCUUUUGUUACCUUCACAGCAACCAAGACCAGCCUCUCUCUUUCUCUCAAAACCCAUUACUUGUACCCCCAACAAACCCACUUCCCAAUUAGUAAAGCCAUCUUUGGCAGAACCCAGAAAUUGGUUUGUUCAUGCACAGCAAGGGCUAGCAGCAUUAGCUAUCUCUUUGGCACUCAAUUUUUCUCCAGUUCUAUACACUGGCAAUGCAAUUGCAUCGGAGUUUGAUGUGAUAAAUGAGGGACCACCAAAGGAAUCUUAUGUAGUUGAUGAUGCUAAUGUGCUUAGUCGAGUGACAAAAUCUGAUUUGAAGCGCCUUUUGUCUGAUUUGGAGUCAAGGAAGAACUUCCACAUCAAUUUUAUUACUGUUAGAAAACUCACUAGCAAAGCUGAUGCUUUUGAGUAUGCUGACCAAGUUCUGGAGCGUUGGUAUCCUACACUUGAAGAGGGUAGCAAUAAAGGGAUUGUUGUGCUUGUCACGAGCCAAAAAGAAGGGGCAGUCACCGGUGGACCUGCAUUCGUACAAGCUGUCGGAGAAAAUAUUCUCGAUGCUACUGUAACUGAGAACCUUCCUGUUUUGGCUACGGAAGAAAAGUACAAUGAAGCGGUUUAUAGCAGUGCCAAAAGGCUAGUUGCUGCCAUUGAUGGACUGCCAGAUCCUGGUGGCCCCCAGGUUAAGGACAACAAGCGGGAAUCGAAUUUUAAAUCCAGGGAAGAGACCGAAGAGAAAAGAGGACAAUUCAGUCUUGUAGUUGGAGGUUUGUUGGUGAUUGCUUUUGUUGUUCCUAUGGCACAAUACUAUGCCUAUGUCUCCAAGAAGUAAAGGUUAUCUGUAUUAUAAGAUUUGUCUUUCGAAUCCCUUCCUUUGGAUGAGGAAACAUGUAUAACAUCUAGUUAUACCAUCACUCAUGUUAAAUAUGGUUGAUGAGAAACUUGCAAUCCAAGCAGUAGUACAGAUUUUUGGUUUA